Messenger RNA from Anarrhichthys ocellatus (wolf-eel), 1909 nucleotides. RefSeq names its product nuclear factor, interleukin 3 regulated, member 4 (gene nfil3-4). Gene Ontology annotation, biological process: circadian rhythm; regulation of DNA-templated transcription. Gene Ontology annotation, molecular function: DNA-binding transcription factor activity; DNA binding. Gene Ontology annotation, cellular component: nucleus. The coding region runs from base 308 to 1060 and encodes 250 amino acids. NCBI's taxonomy places the organism in Eukaryota, Metazoa, Chordata, Actinopteri, Perciformes, Anarhichadidae. The transcript is spliced from 2 exons. The record is from RefSeq and is a predicted model, not a curated record.
AACAGGUGAGAACCCUGUGUAGGAAAGCCUAUGACACCACAACACUAUCAAGAUCAAGGGGGCCAGUCAGACACUUUGCAUGUGACAACAGAGACAGCAAAGAAGGAGAUCGGACUGAGAGCAACAAGACAUGAUGAGCCCCCCUCUGCUCGUAUGUGCAUCAAUCUCAUGACGCCCGUCUCAAAGGAGAGUUCACUGCUCUGAGUUGUGUGUUUAUCGCCGGGUGAGAGAGAGAUAACGCUGAAUUAGGUCGCGGACUUUCUGCACACUCCAGUUGAAGGUCUCUGUUAUUCAUUAUUGCUCUACCAUGGAGUCCUCGUCAUCACCUUUUCACGGAGGCCAAGACGACCACAUUUUACAAGUGGAAGAGGAACUGGUGCGUAGGGGCCACCGACGCAAAAGGGAGUUCAUACCCGAGGAGAAGAAGGACGCCCUCUACUGGGAGAAACGCCUCAAGAACAACGAGGCGGCCAAGCGGUCCCGGGAGAAGAGGAGGAUGAACGACUACGUGCUGGAGACUCAUCUCACCGCCCUGAAAGAAGAAAACAGCCGGCUUAGCACCGAGUUAAUGGCCAUCAAGUUGCGCUUCGGCCUGGUCCACACUGCGGCCUACACUGCCCACCAGAGUAACCAGCCGCAGCACCACGUCCACAGCAGCACCCAGCCUAUCACUGCCACUGGCACAUACCACCCGUCCCUGCAGAGGGACUACUACUGGGGUGGCAGAGACUCUUCCGUCAUGCCAAGACACCAACCUCCUCUCCCCGUCUUCAUCCCCGCGUACGCCCUCCACACCAUGAGAAGCUAUUCGUAUUUGAACACGUCCGGUAGUGCCGGGUCUGCUCUCCUCGCUCCCCUUAUCCUCCCUCAAAAUCUGCCCACCUAUUCAUCCCUUCCUGGAGCUCCCCUGCUGAAGCCCAUUCCUACCAGAGCGGCCUCAGAUGAGGAGGAGCAGCAGGUCCCGGGGGUGUCGUCCCCGUCCUUCCCUGCUCCACCUCGCAAAAUCACCUCAAGAGGACACAGAAACUACUCUCCACCAAGACAAUACAUGUCCGACUGACUGAAGGUGUGUAUCUAGUGUACAGAUUGAUUGACUAAAAAAACAAAUUCUUCAUUUCGCUUCAAAUAUCCCGGCUGAAGUUGUAACUUUAACAGCUCUAUUUGUGUGAAUUAACAGUGCUUGCGUGUUGAUUUCAAAGAAGCACAAUUUAAAAGUGUACACACUCUACAUUUGCCAUGUCGCUCACUUAUCUGAAUGUUAGGGCUGCAGUCCAGAGUAGAAGAGUAAUGACAUUUUGCAGGCGGGCAAGAUGAAAAUGCACUGAAUAAAGCACUCCCAUAAAAAAAGUUAAUGGUGUUUCAAUAGAUUCCAUUCAUGUACAAGUUCACAGCACGCUUUGCUGUGUGUGUCUGAAGCUACUUCAGUUCUCCUCUGUGUGUUUGAUUUGAUGUCAAAGUAAUUGGUGCUAAUGUACAUCUGUUAACCAUUAGUUGCAGUCUGGACUACAUUAUUUGGAUUCACGCGUUACCCUCCGUUUUUCAUACACGAAAUGCAGUUGAAAACAUGUAUUGCUCCAGAUGAAAUCUUUUUAUUUUGUUUAUUUAAAGAGAUAAACCUGCAGACAAUAAAAAAAAGACAACAUGGGGUUUAACCCCUGACUGGCUCCAGAUGGAAACAGAGAAGUAUGAUGAUGUAUUUCUUUUCCUGUGUAGGCAGAAAUAGUCACCUCCCUCUGUACUGUGGCCACAGUGUGUUUGAAUCAUCUAAUAUUCCAAUAACCUUGGGGGCAACAUUGUGUUGAAUACAUAUAUCACAUUAAAAAAAAGAUUAAAACAAAUCAAUCUUUAAGUUUGUCAUUCUUUUUUUUAACAUACAUAGUAGUCCUCUCUUCAUUCAUAACCCAGACAC